UCUUGAAAGGAACAGCUUUUUAGACGAAGAAAAUACAACAAAAGUACCUUCAUUUACGCCAUACCCAUAUCAAUAAUCCACGAUAACUAAUACUACCUUCUCUUUAUUCCAUACAUACUUGUAAUUUAGUGUUCACAGCAGUUGAGCCACUUGUUAAUAUCCGGAAAACACCGCUUUCUUGUUACCAAUUUUGGAAUUACUUGCAAUUUUGGAGCACUAGAUGCUUCCGCUCGAUGUCUAGUUUCAUCUGAAUCCAUAUUUCCCUCAUUUCUCUUCCGUAAAGAAAACCCAGUUCUUUUUUAUUUGAAGAAUUAGGGUACGUUUACUUUCUCGUCUCCGUGUUCUGCGCUUCUUCACAUUCUCCGUAGUUAGAAACAAGGCGUUUUAUCUAAGGGUGUCGUUUGGGUAUUUAUCGAAUAUCAACGAUGCAAACCGAUGAAUUGAACAUGUAUUUCAAUAACAUGAUGGUCCUUGGGAGUGUGGGUAGGGUUAUUACUGAGUGGAAGGACAUUCCGAUGGAACUUUUGAUGAGGAUUGUAUCUCUGUUGGAUGAUCGGACGGUCAUAGUUGCUUCUGGUGUAUGUAGUGGAUGGAGGGAUGCUAUUUGUUGGGGACUUACUCAAUUUUCACUCUCAUGGUGCAAAAACAACAUGAACAACAUGGUGCUUUCUCUUGCUCCCAAAUUCACGAAAUUAAGGGUUUUGACCCUUCGGCAAAAUAAACCACAGCUUGAUGAUCAUGCAGUUGAGACAAUUGCUGCAAACUGCCAUGAAUUGGAGGAUCUUGACCUGAGCAAGAGCUUUAAACUAAGUGAUUGGUCCCUUUAUGCCUUGGCUCGUGGUUGUCCAAAUCUUAUUAAGCUCAAUAUCAGUGGCUGCUCUGCUUUUAGUGAUGCAGGUCUUGUGUAUCUCAGUGGCUACUGCAGGAAACUCAAGAUUUUGAACCUUUGUGGAUGUGUAAAAGCUGCAUCCGACAAUGCCCUCAAGGCUAUAGGGUACAAGUGUCAACAACUUCAGUCGAUAAAUCUUGGUUGGUGUGAAGGAGUUAGUGAUGUUGGAGUAAUGAGUUUGGCUUAUGGGUGUCCAGAUCUUCGUGCCAUUGAUUUGUGUGGGUGUGUUCUUAUAACAGAUGAGAGUGUGAUAGCUUUAGCAAACAACUGCUUACACCUUCGGUCUCUGGGGCUAUACUACUGUCAGAACAUAACAGACAGAGCAAUUUACGCAUUAGCCCACAGCCGAGUGAAAAACAAGCAUGAAGUAUGGGAAUCCGUGAAAAGCAGGUAUUAUGAAAAAAAGAACGAAGAAGAAGAAGGGCUGAUAAAUCUGAACAUCAGCCAAUGCACUGCCCUAACACCGCCAGCUGUGCAAGCCCUUUGUGACUCGUUCCCUGCACUACACACGUGUGCGGGCAGGCAUUCUCUCAUAAUAAGCGGUUGUCUGAACCUCACCUCCGUCCACUGUGCUUGUGCCUUUCAAUCACACCGUGCCCUUGCAUCACUGUCUCAUUGACCCGACCCGACCCGACCCGUUUGUUGUCAUGUGAUGUUUGUAUAGUUGAUGUUGGUAUGUUUAUGUUAUGUUGGGACUUUUUUAUAUUCUGGAGAAUUUGAUUCGGAUCGUUUCGUUUUCGGUUGGUGUUUCUGACAAGUCAUAAAUUAAACCAUAUAUGAAGACGUAUGUUAUAUA
Messenger RNA from Lactuca sativa (garden lettuce), 1685 nucleotides. RefSeq names its product F-box protein SKP2B. Gene Ontology annotation, cellular component: SCF ubiquitin ligase complex. The record is from RefSeq and is a predicted model, not a curated record. NCBI's taxonomy places the organism in Eukaryota, Viridiplantae, Streptophyta, Magnoliopsida, Asterales, Asteraceae. Gene Ontology annotation, molecular function: protein binding. Gene Ontology annotation, biological process: SCF-dependent proteasomal ubiquitin-dependent protein catabolic process.